AUGACGGAUAUUCAUAUUAGAAUGAAUGUUAACAACACUGAUAAUAUCCAUACAACGGUAAUUAAUAAAAGACCUAUUUCAAUGCUAACACAAGAACAACAAUAUCGUCACAAUGGAUAUGUCGGAGGCGUUAUUAUCGAUCUUACUGACAAUGAUUCUAGCAAAGUAACAAAGGUAGAAUCAACUGAGAUACAGGAAAGGUUGCAAAGCAAUAAAAAAUUUUCAAAUUUUUUUAUUGAUAAAAAUAAAUUUCAUUCCGGAACAUACACUGGUCAGUCGAGAGAACAAUUGUUUCGUAGUAACACAGAAAUUUUUAAUCAAAUUCUGAAAGUCAGAAAAGAUAUUGAUGGUUUAAGAAGGGAAAUUAGAAAAGUAAAGGAAUUUGUGCAGCAUAUGAAUUCCAACAUCUCUAAAUAUGACACUAAUGCUAUGCAACAAUUCGAUAAGGCGACAUUAACAGACAAUUCUAAAGAUGAUAAUUUUCGAUCACAUCAAUUUGCUAAUGGCUUUUGGUCUAAGCGUAAUAUGUAUAAUAAUGCAGCAACUGAGCCAAAUUAUAUUGUUUUUCCACGGACAGAAAGUAUUAUGAAUCCAAUGUUAGUGUCACGCUUGCAAGCUAACGCUGCAGCACCUGCGCUGAAAAACGAGAAUUUGAAAAGUAGUCGUUGGAAUCAAGAUGGCGAUAAUGUAACAAAUUCAACAAAGCUUCCGGUGAAGUUUUCUUUUGAGUCAGAUCAUGAAUUAUUUCUGAAUGAGGAACGUAUCAUAGAGUCUAGCCAGAAUGGGCAAUUGUUUCCAUCGGCAAAAAGUGGAAACACAAGAAAUGGAAAUUUAUUUGUAGCAAAUGAAUCUAACGAGAAGUCAAAAUGCUCAAAUGCGUUGAUAAACAUUAAUGAGAGAUGCGAUGAGAUCGGAAAAAUUCUUCAAAAAUCGACAAACUACGAUCAUGGAAUAAAAAAUGAAACUUUGAUGGACAAGGAACAGAAAUUAUUUCAACUUCAACCAACAACAAGUGCAAAAUUUCAAUUGCUCGUAACAAUACUAUCACCAAGUAGUAAGAAAGAAAUAUCAAAUAUUUCAGUAACAGAAGCAUAUCAACCAUUUUCGAUUACACGAUAUACGGCUCGUUCAAAAAUUAAUUUUGAUAAAGAAAUCAAUAAGUUAACCAAUUUCAAUAGAUCGAAACCAGUGCCAAUAACACAUCAGUUCUUCAAUCCGGUAUCAGUUACACUAAUAUCAGGUCAUAAAUUUUCGCACGCCACCCAAUUACCAUCAUAUUUACCAUCUUCAACAGAAAAUCCUUCACUACUUGAGUUUGGUAAUAAUUCAAAUCCUAUAAUAUUGAGUUUUGCAUCGCCUAUAGCAUCAAAAACUUCAGGCCAUGCAACUGCGAAUCGUUCAUCAUUUUUAUUAUCAUCAACUACAGUUAGCAAUACUAUUUCUACAAUUGUGACUAGUACUGUUUCAACUAUUGCUACAACUACUAUUACUACUACCACUACUACUACUACUACAACUACUAUUACUACUACUAUUAUGACGACGACGACUAUAAUUUCGUCAACAUCGGAAACUGUUCGUCCAACUUUAGGCUUUAACAAGAUUCCGCGACACAAUCUAGAUACGAUGCCGCCGUUAAUUCCACUGAAGCCGAAUUUUUUUGGUAGUACUUUCAACGGUAUAUUUGUUCCAUGGUUUAAUGGCCCCCAACUUACGUUAUGGCCUGAAGGAUUAUUUCGAAGAGGAUAA
Molecule: messenger RNA, 1749 nt
Organism: Cercopithifilaria johnstoni
Lineage: Eukaryota; Metazoa; Nematoda; Chromadorea; Rhabditida; Onchocercidae
Source: the annotation of a GenBank genome assembly